Molecule: messenger RNA, 1013 nt
Organism: Brassica oleracea var. oleracea
Lineage: Eukaryota; Viridiplantae; Streptophyta; Magnoliopsida; Brassicales; Brassicaceae
Product: proteasome subunit beta type-1-like
Exons: 6
Coding region: 145-816 (223 amino acids)
Cellular component (GO): proteasome core complex
Source: RefSeq, a predicted model, not a curated record
AGUCUUCGUCUCCUUUCGUGUUUACAAAGGCAGAGUGAGAGCUCUUCUCACCCUCGAAUCUCGUCCCUCUGGUGCAAAUUCCAGUCUCUGUUCCUCUUUGUUAACAAAGGACUCCAUUUUCCGAAGACAGGUAACUAACUCUCCAUGACGAAGCAGCACGCGAACUGGUCUCCUUACGAUAACAACGGAGGAACAUGUGUGGCCAUAGCUGGAUCGGAUUACUGCGUUAUCGCCGCCGAUACUCGGAUGUCUACCGGGUACAGCAUUCUCACUCGCGAUUACUCCAAAAUCCAUAAACUAGCAGACAAAGCUGUGCUCUCUUCCUCUGGCUUUCAAGCUGAUGUGAAAGCUCUGCAGAAAGUACUUACAUCAAGGCACUUGGUUUAUCAACAUCAGCAUAACAAGCAGAUGAGCUGUCCUGCUAUGGCCCAGCUUCUCUCCAACACGCUUUACUUCAAGCGGUUUUUUCCUUACUAUGCGUUUAAUGUUCUCGGAGGGCUUGACGAGAAUGGUAAAGGGUGUGUCUUCACGUAUGACGCUGUUGGUUCGUAUGAGAAGGUUGGAUACAGUGCUCAAGGUUCUGGUUCGACUCUGAUCAUGCCGUUUCUUGACAAUCAGCUCAAGAGUCCGAGUCCUCUUCUGCUUCCUGCCCAGGAUGCUAUCACUCCCCUUUCGGAACCUGAAGCAGUUGACUUGGUGAAGACUGUUUUCGCAUCUGCCACUGAGAGAGAUAUCUACACUGGAGACAAGCUUGAGAUCAUGAUUCUCAAGGCCGAUGGCAUCAAGACCGAAGUCAUGGACUUAAGGAAAGACUAAGCGACUUUCAGCGCAUAUGAGUGUGUUGGGUGGGAACACGCCUUUGUUACUUGUCGUUUUUUCUUAUUCGCACCUCAAAGCUCCUUCGGUUAUCAAUAUCAUCAACUGUGUUUGAAGUUCAAAACUGUUUCCUUAUGUUGUUAACAAUAACAAAUUCUAGUUCUCUCAUUUAUAAACACAACCGUCUUGGUUAUCUA